Orbicella faveolata is the source of this 2309-nucleotide messenger RNA. Its product is annotated as ATP-dependent DNA helicase Q5-like. The record is from RefSeq and is a predicted model, not a curated record. Gene Ontology annotation, molecular function: ATP binding; four-way junction helicase activity; nucleic acid binding. Lineage: Eukaryota; Metazoa; Cnidaria; Anthozoa; Scleractinia; Merulinidae. Gene Ontology annotation, biological process: double-strand break repair via homologous recombination; regulation of DNA-templated transcription. Gene Ontology annotation, cellular component: nucleus; chromosome; cytoplasm.
CCGCGACUUGUAAAUAAUCCAAAGGCAUGGGUCUUAGUCUCUUUGUUUCAUCGUUUCAUGUUCGUGAUUAGUUCGGAGAACCAAACGUGAGCUAUUCGGAGACCGAAGAUAACCGAACAUUUCAAAACAUGGCGGAAGCUUGAAUGGAAUUUUGUAUGGAGUCGAUUCUUUUAUGAUAUUUUUUAGUUGAGAAAAUGGCGACACAAGUUUUAUCUGAUUCUUUGAAGAGUGUCUUUAAGCACAAAGACUUUAAGUCGAAACUUCAGAGGGAAGCAGUAGAGUGUCUUCAUGAAGGAAAACAGGACGUGUUUGUAUCCAUGCCAACAGGAUCAGGAAAAUCUCUUUGUUAUCAAUUGCCGGCAGUCUUGGCAAAGGGAAUAACAGUUGUAUUUUCUCCACUGAUUGCUCUGAUUCAAGAUCAAGUAUUGCACUUAAAAUCGCUCUCAAUAAAAGUUGAAACAAUAAAUUCAAAACUGUCAGCUUCUGAGAGAAAGCGCGUCUACUCAGAAAUUCAAACGCUGAAGCCAUCAAUUAAGCUUUUGUAUAUUACUCCUGAACUUGCAGCAACACCUGGAUUUCAAAAAGUGCUAAGCUCGCUGUACAAGAGAAAGCUUUUAUCUUUCUUUAUUGUGGAUGAGGCUCACUGUGUGUCACAGUGGGGACAUGAUUUUAGACCUGAUUACCUGAAGCUUGGUUCAUUAAGAAAACAGUUUAGCGAUAUUCCUUGGGCAGCACUUACAGCUACAGCUACUCCUCAUGUCCAAGAGGAUGUUCUGACAUCCCUUCAACUUCACAAGCCCACAGCAAUUUUCAAGACUACGUGUUAUCGACCAAAUUUAUUUUAUGAUGUGUGUUUCAAAGAACUCCUUGAUGAUCCUUAUUCAGACCUUAAGAGUUUUGCUGAUUCAGCAUUAUCAGAACAGGAUAGCAGUCAGGGGGAGAAGGGUAGUGGUAUUAUUUACUGUCGGACUCGAGAUGCAUGUCAAGAAGUGGCAUCAAGACUGAACAGAAGAGGACUCACGGCAAAGGCUUAUCAUGCUGGUCUUAAACCAGACAAACGAGAUGAGAUUCAACAAGAAUGGAUGGAUGGAAAGGUUGCAGUUAUUGUGGCCACAGUUAGUUUUGGUAUGGGAGUUGACAAAGCUUCUGUCAGGUUUGUUGUACACUGGACUUUGCCGCAGUCAAUGGAAGGCUACUACCAAGAGUCAGGUAGAGCUGGACGGGACGGAAAACCUUCUUUCUGCAGACUAUAUUACUCCAAGCUUGAGAGAGAUCAGGUGUUUUUUCUCAUUAAAAAAGGAAUCAAGGAAAAGAAGGGCGCAGUGUCCAGUGGAAGGAAGAAUGAGGCUAUUCAGUCCAGUUAUGAGGCGAUUGUGAAAUACUGUGAAGAACCCCGCUGUAGACACGCCGCAAUAGCUUCGUAUUUUGGAGACAGCACACCUAAGUGCACCCAAGGCUGUGACUACUGUAAAGAUCCUGACGCAGUUGACGAGCUUGUGGAGCACUGGCGGCGUGGCGUGACGGCAGGUCACAACAGAAGCGUGACAGCGGGAAGAACUUACAUUGCACACAGCCUGUCGAGUGGAGAGAAUGAUGAACUUUAUGGAGGAGGGAAAUGGGGAUACGAGAGAAAGGUAUAUGAAGAUGAUUACGAUGACGAGGAUGACAGAGAAGGGGGUUCUGGGGAAGAGCGAGCUUUCCGAUGCAAAUUGAUUGCGGACGAGUUUAAGAAACGACGCAAGGGAAAGCAAUCACUGACUUGUCCACCAGCUCCGCAGUUACCUGGUCCCAACUGUCGCCUCAAAGAAGCUGCAAAUUAUUUGCAUAUCCCAAAGCUUGCCAUCAAGGUAAGGGAACACUGUUUCGGUCUGUUGGAGGAAGCGCUUAAAUCAAACAUAAAUCAGUGUGCUAAGACAGAAGAAACUGCGAGGUUGCUGUUUGACAUGGAGUCCACAUCAAUCGAUAUCGAGCAUAGUAUCUUCACGAACAGCAAGACAGACAUCGGUUACAAGACUGCUAUGCUGAAAAAGGUUGGCGAGGUGAAGUCAAGCACCAGUAGUGGCAGCGUUUUUGUUUGGAAGAGAGCUUCACAAAACAGCACAGCAACAUCCACUACAGCCUCAGUCUCAAGAGAUGCCCUGCAGGACAUUGACCAGGCGAAACAGAGGAAGCUAAUACCAAGGAAUUCACCCCAUUUGUAUCUGCAUUACAGCUGGUGAAAUCAAACCACAGAAUAACAAAAGAACCUGCUGCAGCUAAUCCACCAUUGAAGAUUCCCAUUCCAAGGGUGAUUCCGACAAUAAAGUACU